This is a messenger RNA of Mesocricetus auratus (golden hamster), 2159 nucleotides long. RefSeq names its product SERTA domain containing 4 (gene Sertad4). The record is from RefSeq and is a predicted model, not a curated record. Gene Ontology annotation, cellular component: nucleus. NCBI's taxonomy places the organism in Eukaryota, Metazoa, Chordata, Mammalia, Rodentia, Cricetidae. The transcript is spliced from 4 exons. The coding region runs from base 312 to 1505 and encodes 397 amino acids.
GGGCUGUGGAAACAACUACCGAGUGUCUGUCUGCCUCACCCCGGGAGGAGAGAGUGUGGCCGAGGAACUGGGAAGAGAGACCCUAGGGACUUCUGUUCUGCCCCUGCCCCCUCCCAUUGAUAGCAGAUCUCAUCAAAGGGGACUCCUAGGGGCUUGAAUAGAAAAUUGAUUUCACCUUAUUAAUAGAAGGGAGGCCCAGGGCUUCUGGCCCUUCCUCUUAGGGGUGCAUUUGUAAGGUGGGGAGGAACGUGUGUUUGGGAUGCAGAGCGGCUUGUCUGAGAGGGGCUGAGUGGCUCUGAGAACAAUAAGGAAUGUGCUCUAAAGCCCCAAGAUGCAGGCUGCCGUUCGCAGAGAGCAGCAGGAGUUUGCUAAGGUGUCCUCGGAAAGGUCUAAGGCUGUCAGAGAUGACGCUGGUUCUGUCCAUGAAUAGAUUCUGCGAGCCCAUUGUCUCAGAAGGAGCUGCUGAAAUUGCCGGGUACCAAACGCUAUGGGAGGCUGACAGCUACCGAGGUGCGAGCCCCCCAGGGCCAACACAGCUUCCUUUGCCAGGAGACCGGGGAGCCAGCCCUCAACUGGCAGGAUCACAUUACAGGGGAAUUCCAAAUCCUGUAAGCACAUCCAAGGUCACAUACUUCAAGAGGAAGUACUCGGAAGAGGAGGAUUCUCACCCAACACUCGGCAGCUGCAGCCGUGAAACCAUCUCCGUUUUUGAGGAGCGAGCGCACGUCCUUUACAUGUCCCUGGAGAAGCUCAGGUUCAUCGACGACCCGGAGGUGUACCUGCGGAGGUCUGUCCUCAUCAACAACCUGAUGAAGAGGAUCCACGGGGAGAUCCUCAUGCAGAACAGCUGGUGCCUCCCGGCCUGCUCCCUCGGCGGCGCCUCUGCCCCAGAGUGGUUCCUGGCCCAAGACUGCCCUUACCGCAAACGGCCCCGGGUGGCCAAAGAGGAGUGGGAGAAGCUCCACACUUGCUGCUUUUACCAAGAGUGUGGCGGUCACUGCCUGAAUCUGCCCCUCUCCGUCAGUGCCGGUGUUGGAAGCACCUCGGGGGCAGCCGCUGCCUCCCCCUCGUCUGCCUCCUCCCCUUCCUCCUCCCUCUCCCCACCCGCCUCCUCCCCAUCCCCCUCCUCCUCCCCCUCCUCCUCUUCCCCUCUGCCUAGUUGCUCCCACCACGUGGACUUCGACGUAGGCGGAGCACCUGUUUACAAGAGCGACGGCCAGAUACCCGCCAAUGAGAUCUUCGUCACUGGCGUUAGGUCGCUUGGUGUCCAGGAAAGGGCCAAAUUCAGCGAUGGGAAAGUAAGUCAUGACACCAGCAGAGACGGUGACGGCAGAGAACCUCUGGGAAGUGGCCUUGAUUUCGAGUGCAAAGGCCAAUUUUAUGAUUAUUUUGAGACUGGAUAUAAUGAGAAAAACCACAUGAGUGAGUCUUGGAAAAAGUCUUUGAGGAAAAAGGAGCUUUCCCCAAGCAAUAAACUGUGCUGCAGCAAAGGGAGCAAGAUGUGACUGUCCUCCUACCGGCACCCGGCAGCACGCGCAGCAGCGCAGCAUGACCAGUUUUCAUUUCGGAUGGGUUUUGUAGUUUUUGUACAACCGAUAAAAAUCACGCAGCGGACGCGCCAUGUUGUCUCGCUGCCUGGAGAGGAGACUGCACAGAGCAUCUGUAUAGGAGGCAUCCGCAAGCCAAUUUACUAAUGUGAUUUUUGCCAAGGAAAGCCAACUUCAUGUUUGAAAGAAUAUAUCAUAGUUUUCUUUUUUCUUUCUUUUUCUUUUUAAAUGAUGGCUAGAUUAGGUUGAGGACAGCAUGCCCUUGUGAUAUUCCCACGGUCCCUCCAAGGAGCCCGCCGCUUAGCCAAGUUCAACAUGUUUGCCAUUUUAAUUAGGUGGUUAUUUGGUUAGCAAAUCAGUAUGACCGGCGUGUUCAGUAUGAUACAGUAUUUCUUUCUGGAGGCGGAAGGAUAGGGGGAGAUGGCUUUGUGAGUUGUGACGCGUCUGUCCUGGACAGGGUCAGACAAAACGAAACACACCGGGUGGGUCCGCGUUGUGGGAGUUGUGGAGACUGCGCCCCGAGAGCCCCUGGCUUGUCUGGGAUGGGUAAUGGAUGACACUAGGGAGGGGGUGUGCGUGGGGCGUCUUUGAUGGGGUGAGUGGGGAGGGGGG